UGGGAGUUUAUGUUAGAAGGAUCUUUGGGAUUUGCAAGAAUUUGGGAUCAUAAAAAUACCAUGGUUCAUUUUAGUGUAUGAUGUGCCAUAAUAUUACUGUAGUGAUGACAAUACUGUGUUUUUUUAUAUAUAUACCAUGGUACAUGUAACAAAAAAUAACAAAAACAUUGUAGUAACACAGUACCUUUUUUAAAUUUUGUUGUUGUAAGGGAUGGUACUGCCACAAUACUAUAUAUCUAUUUAGUUAUUUAUUUUAAAAACACAUACACUAAUAUAAGGAGUAACACAAGUGUCAAAGAUGAAGAGGGGUUUUCUUUUCAAGUAUCAAAACAAUAAGUUUAAUGCAGGAUUUAAUUUGUACAUAAAAAAGCAUGCAUGCAUUUAGAAGGUUCCUGCUUAAUGCAUUUAACUAAUAGUAUUAUGAAAAAAAGUAAAAAAUGCAAGAUAUAAGUUUGCUAAAUUUGUGAGAUAAAAAGUCAUUAAAAGAGAUACUUGCAUCAUAUGUGCUUUCGAUCACUUUUGCACAGCUAAUUUGAUGCAGACACCAAAAUGAGGUGUCUCGUCUUUGAACCAUACAAUAUUUUUUCUUCAUAAAUAUAAACUAUCAUUUAUUUAUAUAUGAGUUAUUAUAGGCUAGUAUUUUGUGGUUAGUCUAAUAUGUACGCAUAUACAGUAUGCAUGUGUGUGUGUGCGUGUGUGUGUGUGUGUUCAUGCACACACACACAAGGUUAUCUUUCCAGUCACUGUGCAGGGUGUGUUGUGUACAGUAAGUGUCACCAUAGCAGCACGGUGAGUGGGCCUUUGACCCUCGGGAUUGAGGUGGAGCUAUAAUGAUAUCUUUAUGAUUUAUGAGCGCUGUGUAUCAGACGAGCGUUUGUGUAUCAAGCACUCUGUCUGUGGUUUUACUCUGGCUCAAAGCUAUUUCAGUUACUUGUGUGGCUUGUGGGGAACUACUUGCUAGAAAGCUGUGGACUAACAAGCUCCAGUCUUGCUUAUGUUUUAGGCAGAUCAGACUGGCUGUAACCAUCCCAUAAGACCCAUCACCAUGACAACCUCACCACCAAUCAGAUUCCGUGUCCUCUCUCUCAACUGCUGGGGGAUCCGAUACCUCAGUAAGAACUGCAAAGAGCGCUUUGUUCUGAUCGGAGACCUGCUGAGUCAGGAACAGCUUGAUAUAGCGUUACUACAGGAGGUCUGGUGUGAGAAAGACUUUCUGUUUUUAAAGAAGAAGCUUAACAGCGUCUAUCCGUACUCCCAUUAUUUUAAAAGUGGAUUUAUAGGGAGCGGACUGGCCGUGUUUUCCAGACAUCGAAUACAUGAUGCCUUUCUAUACAGAUACUCAUUAAAUGGAUAUCCAUACAUGGCUCAACAUGGAGACUGGUUUGGUGGUAAAGCCGUCGGGAAGGUCUUGCUCAACAUCAGUGGGCUGAGCGUUCAUGUAUUUGUCACUCAUCUGCAUGCAGAAUAUUGCCGAGAGAAAGACUCGUAUCUCCCGCACCGAGUGGUUCAAGCCUGGGAGCUGCAACAGUUCAUAAGGCACACUAGUGCUGGAGCGGACGUAGUGAUUCUGGGUGGAGAUCUGAACAUGCACCCGGACGAUCUCGGCACCAGACUGAUGAGGAACUACACAGGACUUCAGGACAGCUUCAGUGAGACCGCUCACUUUGAUGGAUGUGAGGAGGGACACACUCAUAUAUCUGAAAACCCAUUCACAAACACAGAUGGGCUUGUUCCAUUUGGAGGAGGAGUCCGGAUAGACUACAUCCUGUUCAAGGGAUCAGGGGAAGUGGAUGUGAGCUGUGAGUCUUUGUCCACCACUAAAGGCCCUGUUCCUGGACAUCCCUUCCCUUACUCUGAUCACGAGGCUCUCACGGCCGAGUUCCUGUUUACACAGACCACAAAGGGAAAUGGGUGCUCAAAGAGACAGUCUGGAUGUGUUUCAGAUAAGCUUCCUGAGCUGGUCAACACAGUCAAUGAAGCUCGUACUGAAGUAAAGGUGGGUCUCCACUGCGCUGAGCGCAUGCGCUACACAGCAGCGCGAACAGGCAUUAUGGGUCUUGUCCUGUUAGUGCUUGAGCUAGCAAUCGCCGCCAUCCCAUUGUUUGCUCUGGGAACUGAACAGCCCUUUCCCAAAGCCUCUUUCUACCUGCUGGGGGCGCUGUGCUUUGCCGUCCUCCUCUCCACACUCUUGCUGUAUGUCUUUUACAGCAUCGAGGUGAAGGCACUGCAAGGCACUGAGGACCAGAUGAGACUGGCACUAAGUAGCUUUCAAGAACAGCUUAAGGAGUCCCCCAAGGUUGUAUCCUCAGACCAUUUGCGAAAGCCACUAGACAGCAAGGAUUCCGUUCAUUUGUAGCCAGAUAGUUAAACCAAGUGUGACAUUUGAAUGGAAUUAGAGCUUUUCAUAAUUAUAACCACUGGUGGUGGUUGAGGAGAUUCCCCCUUUCUAUGUAAAGCACUUUGAGUGCCCAGAAAAGCGCUAUAUAAAUGUAAGGAAUGAAAUGUAAGGAAUACCUGGGAUCAAAGAAACCAGAAAAUAAGACAAUAAGUUUGUAAAAUCAUUAUUUGUAUGACAGAUUACUUAUUUAUUUCAUAAUGGUCUUCAACCAGGGUCACAGAAUGACUUAACAUCAUAUAGUAUAGUAAUUAAAAUAAUACAUAAAUGGUAAAUUUACACAUACACAUACUUUCGUUUUUCACUUUCAUUAACAUUGUUAUUAUUAAUUUUACAAAUAACAAUUUAAGUGCAUUAUUUAGUUAUCUAAAAUAAAAUUUUAACGAUACAUAAUCUCAAGAUGUAAAUUGAAAUCAUUUUUUGUUUUUAUCUUCUUUAAAGAGCAUAGUUUAAACAAACACACACACACACAAAUAUGUGCCACUAAAAUAAUAUAGUGUUCUAUAUAACUUAAAAUAUCAAAACUCAUAAAGGUUAAAAGCCACUGCUUUAGAAAAAUGGACCAGAGUAAAUGGCAUGUGAAAGCGUAUAAUCACUUGCUAAUUGUCUUUGCUAACGCUUGUAAACGGAGACCUGCUGGGCAGGCGUUUCUGUCCCUUUUUGUUAAAUGUUUCCAAUCAUGAGUUUGUGAUGUUUUGUGCAUUCAUUGUGAACGGUUAAGCUUAUGUCCAUGAUGAGACUGUUUUGGGAAACCAGAACCAUCUUCAGUUAUUUUCAGUUACUGUUUGAGAAAGUCAAGCGGAGAAGAAUAAAACCAUACAGUGUACUGUAACCACUAUUAAAUAGUUUGGUCAAACCACUCCAUUGCUGUGUAUCUUCCUUUCGUUCAACCUCAUGUCUCUCUAAUGUAAUGUUUAUUACAUAACUGUACCUUUUAUAAAAAGAAUAAACAAUGCAUAUCAAUCUUUCAGCAA
Molecule: messenger RNA, 3369 nt
Organism: Carassius gibelio (silver crucian carp)
Lineage: Eukaryota; Metazoa; Chordata; Actinopteri; Cypriniformes; Cyprinidae
Gene: smpd2b
Product: sphingomyelin phosphodiesterase 2b
Exons: 11
Coding region: 1046-2356 (436 amino acids)
Cellular component (GO): cytoplasm
Molecular function (GO): sphingomyelin phosphodiesterase activity
Source: RefSeq, a predicted model, not a curated record